Molecule: messenger RNA, 1402 nt
Organism: Drosophila teissieri
Lineage: Eukaryota; Metazoa; Arthropoda; Insecta; Diptera; Drosophilidae
Product: EF-hand domain-containing protein D2 homolog
Exons: 1
Coding region: 116-1228 (370 amino acids)
Molecular function (GO): calcium ion binding
Source: RefSeq, a predicted model, not a curated record
GUGGUUCAGAAAACGUAGGAAUCAAACAUUGUACUUUUUUAUAUAUUUGUAUAGCUUUAGGUCAAACAAAAUCCGUGUGCUGCCAGUGAAUUUAAAAACGAACUACAUUGCAACUAUGUCAGAGGAAGUCGUCGUCCGGGACCAGUUUGAAAUCCCAGCAGUAACGUCGAACGACAGUCAGAGUUCGCUCGGAAACGAUUCGAAAAUCGAGCCGGAAAAGCUGAUGGUUUGCGAUGAAAUAGACAGCACGUUGAACAUUGCAGGGGUGUCUGAGAAAGAUUUCAAGGUUUCAGAGCAGGCGGACAUUUGGGAAGCGAAAGAUACCACAGGCUAUAAGACACCAAAUCAGUUCAAAGAGUCCGAUGAAGCGGCGCCUGAGGAGAUUAGUUUUGUAGAAGGGGAGGAGGAGCUCAGUUCCGGAUCGUCCUUUACAUCCUGUUGCUCGUACAGAUACAUGCGAAAGUCGAUCCUUUGCCGGGAGAUACGUGACGCAUCCACCUUGAGUUUGGACAGUGGCAUUGAUAUAGCUUCCCCAAUCGAUCUUUUGCUCAAUCGGGAUCUGGAUAAGGACCAGGAUCAGUUACAAGGAACCCCCUUAUAUCCAGGUAUUGAGAAAAACAGCUCAUCCACCAGGAUCGUGAUGGAGAAAAGAGAACUGACUGUCACUUCCGAGGACAGCGAAGGUGAUUGCGAACUCAGCUUGGACGAAGUGUACCAACGCUUCUCGGCUUGGUUCAAUCACAACGAAAUAGAUACCGCAUUUUCCUCUUUUAUGCAGGCGGAUGAGGACAUGGACGGGUACAUUUGUCUGGGCGAGCUGAAGAGAUUCCUGGAGAAACUCGCGAUGCCACAAACCCAUUUGGCAGCCAAAAACGUAAUGACCCAUGUGGUGGGAAAACACGUGGAACGACUGAACUUCUGCCAUGCGCUUCUUAUUUACGGAACUGUUUUGAAUCGCUUGGAAUUGAGGAAGUGGCAUCUAUUGGAUCGGGAACGGCAUCGUUUGGCCCGAAGCAAGGCGGUAGACGUGUCCAAGGUGGGUGUUAGUGGUGCAAAAGAGUUUUUCGAAGCCAAAAUAGCCCUGCAAACGGAUCACUUGCCUAUUAAUUCGGAUCAACCGGUGGCCAGAGUGCCGGUUCAUUCAUUGAAUAAGGAGAACACAGGCUCUAGAAGAGUAAACUUCAAGUCCGCUGCCGCUCUUUUUAAAAAGCUUGAAAGUGAACAGUAAGUCAACUCGCGUGGAAGCCUUCAAUGCAAACCAUACAAUUCUGACUCAAGAGUGUUGCGCGAAAUUCCCAGUUGAACUACUAGAAAAUUUUAAGUUUUACUACAGACUGACCUUGUAUCUACUCCAUAACUUUCCAUAAAUCAUUUGCCAAUAAAAGCGAUCCAGGAACGCAAA